GUGUUUUAGCAGGUCCAUUAGGUUUAUAAGAGAGCGAGCUGGCCCAUUGGCCCAUUUAAUAAAUACCAUUCCGAUGAUCGGAAGUUCGAAUAUCACACAAAACUAAUCAAAACCGUUUUCCGAGUCCUCUCUCUCUUUCAUCGCCCACCGUCGCCGUCGUCUCUUUCACUACAGGAGAUUCACCUUCAACGCCGGAUUACUGCUAAAUCACAGGUAAAUUUGGUAACAAGAGGGUAUGUGUGGAUGAAUCUUCUUCCUACAUAUUCGUGUGAUGAAUUCCCAAUCAGAAGUAGAGCAAUGGGAAGCUCUUGACCUCGGCGAUUCUGAGCUCCCUUCUUUUCUCCGCCCUUGCAAGCGCAAAUCUCCGUCGAGGUCUCAGCAAACCCCUGUCCCUGUGCAGCAACAGAACCCAAAGGCGGGUUUUAAUAGUAACACAAACCACCAUCAGACUCUCCGCCGCUGCUCCUCGCCGGAUCAUUCUCUUCAGGGAGGUUACUCCGGCUCCUUGAUUCCAGGACCUGCCGGAACUGUUCAAGUUGCUAUCCGGAGAAAGAUGAAUAAGGAUCCGAGAUCGUUCAACGAGCACGGAGAACCGAUUCCGACUCAAGAGUUCAUACGUAAGGCUGCGGAAGAACCUGACUGGGAAGACAAGGAUUUCUCUGAGGACCCGUGGGUCUCUGCUGUUGAUUACAUUCGUAGUAAAGGUUUGUUGAGCAAUGGUGGAAAUGCUAUUGGGACACCAGUGAGCGAGAUUAAGAGUGGAUCUCGCAGUUGGUGUAAGGUCGAUCAGGUCGUGGCAAUCGUCAAAACUUGCACUCCUAAUGGUCUAGGUGAUGUCAUGGUGACUCUUAAGGAUCCCACUGGAACAAUCGACGCCAGUGUGCACAGGAAAGUUAUCUCAGAGAGUGAGUUUGGAAGAGAUAUACGAGUUGGUGCAGUGGUGAUACUUAACAAGGUUGCAGUCUGCGCACCAUCACGGUCUUCACGCUAUCUGAACAUAACACUGAAGAACAUCUCCAAGGUUAUCACAAAGGAUACUCCUGUUGUACCAAAGCCUAACCGUUCUGAAACGAGUGCCAAGGCUCAUGUUCCAGUACAUGAUCUAACAGAAGAAAACGAGGAAGAUUUUCGAAUGCAAGCCAAAGUGUUUCCCGUGGAGCAAGGAACUACUCAAGGAAUCAUGAACAGCCUCAGAAAAAAGGCCAGAGAAGCACUCACUGAUGUAGAAAUGGAAGAAAUGAAUCCAGCGGAGGGAAGCAACUCCUGGCUAAAAGGUGUGAGCAAGAACCAUUGUGAAGAGCAGACACUGUUAGGAAUGCAGAAUUCAAUCAGCCAAGCAGAAGUUGCAGCAAGCAGGACAACCCCAAACACUCAAGAACAGCAACUGCAGGAAGAUGUAGCUUAUGGGACCGGUACAGCGAGUGACUUUAGACCGGUGAAACAGAUGAGCAGAAGUCGUGAACCGCACAGUGGUGAGCUAGAGAGUGUAAUGGAGAAGUGUGAUGAAGCUACAUCUGGGCCCAAGGUCAACAAAUCUCAGCCCAUGGCGUCUUCCAGCUUGGUGCCACAGUGGACCGACGAGCAACUUGAAGAACUCUUUGAUUUUGACUAAAAAAAGGGACAGUUUUGGGUUUCUGUUGACGUAAGAAACAGUUCCACUUGGCAGACAGAGAGCAGUGAAUGUUCAACCUUUAAUUGUUUUCUCUAACUCGAUCACUGGUGUAAUUAUAGUAUCAAAAAGAAAAGGUUCAACAAAAUUGCGAAAACAUUUAAAACUUUUUGAAAAGGUAAAUAUCAGUUUUAACACAUUAAAUAACGACCUUCAAAACACGCAUUAACACAUUAGUCAUUUUUCUAAUUGAAACGUUGAAGAGGAAAUUGACCUCCUCGACCCACA
Molecule: messenger RNA, 1897 nt
Organism: Thlaspi arvense
Lineage: Eukaryota; Viridiplantae; Streptophyta; Magnoliopsida; Brassicales; Brassicaceae
Source: the annotation of a GenBank genome assembly